AUGGCUUCACACCUCAGAGAUCAUUUUAAGCCCCAGUUACUAGAAAAUGACCCUUUAUUAGACUACAUGGAGUUUAUUCCAACCCAGGUUUCUCCUGUGCAGUGGGAAGAAGGUAUCUCUAACUCGCCAAUUGCUCAGCUCAACUUUCCCCAAAAUGACAGUGUCUCCUGUGCAAAGCAGGAGCUGCAAGCACUCUGGGAGACGUUUAACUCCUGGUUGCAGCCAGAAAAGCAGAGCAAGGAGCAGAUGAUUUCUCAACUUGUCUUGAAGGAAUUUCUCAUCACUGGUAAAUUCAAGGACAAGUUUGCCUUUAAAGAGAAAUGGGAAUCAAGUGACAGAAACAUGGGGAGAUUCAUGGAGGGUCUGACUGAUGAGUACUUGAAGCCUCCUGUCAUGAUGAGUACCUUGGUUCACAUCGCCAUGCAGGGGCAGAAAGCCCUCUUUUCUGAGACCAUGUCCUUAAAAGAAGCCAUCAAGCUUCUGAAAGAGCAGCAAUCAUCAAGAAGUUCAACACAAGAGAAUGCAAGGACACCCUUUCCAGUCUCCCAAGACAUGUUAUUAAAAACAGGACAUGAAGACAAUGAAGAUGGCCAAAACAAUCCCUGGCGCACUAGGGAUGUAAAUGGUGGUAAUAGUAGUCCUGGAAAUCAGAUUGACUCCCUUAUCAUUAUCCAAAGAGAACAAUUUCCAGAGCCUGAAGAUAGAAGGGUUUCUUAUAAAAACCCUCAUAAUUACAGCAGAACAAGUCAAGUCACCUCCAGGUACCAGGAAGAAUCUCAGAAGGAAACUCCUCCUGAAGAUGGCCCUAUGGAGGUACAAUCAGAGAUCAUCUCCAGGCUAGAGCAGACUGAAGACUUCCAGAUUCAUGAUGCAAACUCCACUUUUGAGAGUCACCAAGAUAGACUCCACAGAGACCCAAAGACAUACAAAUGGUCCUUCUUAUUAGGAGCUUUGUACACUGGUACAUCUGAUACUGCAGAUUCCAAACAUUCUCUGGUCUCCAGCUCUCAUCAGUACAGAGGUUCAUGA
Molecule: messenger RNA, 1029 nt
Organism: Peromyscus eremicus (cactus mouse)
Lineage: Eukaryota; Metazoa; Chordata; Mammalia; Rodentia; Cricetidae
Product: zinc finger and SCAN domain containing protein 4C-like
Exons: 4
Coding region: 1-1029 (342 amino acids)
Source: RefSeq, a predicted model, not a curated record